Messenger RNA from Nannospalax galili (Upper Galilee mountains blind mole rat), 2152 nucleotides. RefSeq names its product T-box transcription factor 20 (gene Tbx20). Gene Ontology annotation, biological process: positive regulation of DNA-templated transcription; cell fate specification; regulation of transcription by RNA polymerase II. Gene Ontology annotation, cellular component: nucleus. Bases 1 to 1335 code for a protein of 444 amino acids. The record is from RefSeq and is a predicted model, not a curated record. The transcript has 8 exons. NCBI's taxonomy places the organism in Eukaryota, Metazoa, Chordata, Mammalia, Rodentia, Spalacidae. Gene Ontology annotation, molecular function: RNA polymerase II cis-regulatory region sequence-specific DNA binding; DNA-binding transcription factor activity, RNA polymerase II-specific.
AUGGAGUUCACCGCGUCACCCAAGCCCCAGCUUUCCUCUCGAGCCAACGCUUUCUCCAUCGCCGCGCUGAUGUCCAGUGGCGGCCCCAAGGACAAGGAAGCAGCGGAGAAUACCAUCAAACCCCUGGAGCAAUUCGUGGAGAAGUCUUCUUGCGCGCAGCCCCUGGGUGAGCUGACAAGCCUGGAAGCUCACUCGGAGUUCGGCGGCGGGGGCGGCAGCCCUUCCUCCUCCCUGUGCACAGAGCCCCUGAUCCCCACUACGCCCAUCAUCCCCAGCGAGGAGAUGGCCAAAAUCGCCUGCAGCCUGGAAACCAAGGAGCUCUGGGACAAAUUCCACGAGCUGGGGACCGAGAUGAUCAUCACCAAAUCCGGCAGGAGGAUGUUCCCGACCAUCCGCGUGUCAUUUUCGGGAGUGGAUCCUGAAGCCAAAUACAUAGUCUUGAUGGACAUCGUUCCGGUGGAUAACAAGAGGUAUCGCUACGCCUACCACCGGUCGUCCUGGCUGGUGGCGGGCAAAGCUGACCCUCCACUGCCAGCCAGGCUCUAUGUACAUCCAGACUCUCCCUUUACUGGUGAGCAGCUACUCAAGCAGAUGGUGUCUUUUGAGAAGGUGAAACUCACCAACAAUGAGCUGGAUCAACAUGGCCAUAUAAUUUUGAAUUCAAUGCAUAAGUACCAGCCGCGUGUGCAUAUCAUUAAGAAGAAAGACCACACAGCCUCACUGCUCAAUCUGAAGUCUGAAGAAUUCAGAACAUUCAUCUUUCCAGAGACGGUUUUCACUGCAGUCACCGCCUACCAGAAUCAGCUGAUAACCAAGCUGAAAAUAGACAGCAAUCCUUUUGCCAAAGGAUUCCGGGACUCCUCCAGGCUCACUGACAUUGAAAGGGAGAGUGUGGAGAGCCUGAUCCAGAAGCAUUCCUAUGCCCGCUCACCCAUCCGUACCUAUGGAGAAGAGGAUGUCUUAGGGGAAGAGAGCCAGACAGCCCAAAAUCGAGGAUCCGCCUUUACAACAUCUGACAAUUUAUCUCUCAGUUCCUGGGUAUCAUCGUCUUCCAGUUUUCCGGGAUUUCAGCACCCACAGUCCCUGACUGCUCUUGGCACCAGCACAGCGUCCAUAGCAACACCCAUUCCUCACCCCAUUCAGGGUUCUCUGCCACCAUAUAGCCGACUGGGGAUGCCUCUGACACCCUCAGCCAUUGCCAGCUCCAUGCAAGGGAGUGGCCCCACGUUCCCCUCGUUUCACAUGCCGAGAUACCAUCACUACUUUCAGCAGGGGCCCUAUGCAGCCAUCCAAGGACUACGCCACUCCUCUGCUGUGAUGACACCAUUUGUAUGACUCUUCUGAGUGUGGGGGAAGAGAAUUCCAGAAUGUCCAAAUGGGUAUGAAAAUAUAAGAGAAGGUUGGGUGGGUGGGAUGUGUGGUAUUGGAGCAGGGGCUCUCCAGGAAACUUGGGACCUAUUGAAGAGGAGAGCUGGACUCACAAUAAAAUCUACCUUUAAGGGAGUGCACCAUGGACCAGGAUUCAUCUGUAGUUGGACUCAGGAGAGUAUCAGUGUAAAGUUCUUAGCCAGCCUAACACCUACAACUAAUAGGAUAUCAGCUUAUCCAGAAAACUUAAUAAUAUAAGGCAAAGGAAUCUUAAGGUGCAUUAUUCCUAUUCUUUAAAAAUUCUGUUGAUGCAGUACUGUAUAAAUUCAAUGUGUAUAGGUUUUCUUUCUGCUUUCAACAGGUUAAAAGUGUCUUCAAAGAGGCAAUACUAUAUAGCAUACUGACCACAUGGCUAACUUGCCAAUUCUCCCUGUAGAAAUGGGAGUCCAUAGCAAAAUUUUGUAGUGCUACAAUGUACGCAUGUUUAGUUUCCUUUAAGUCAGUUUGCUGGGAAAGGAGCAGAGAUAGUGUUAAUGCAUCCUGCCAUGUGGAUGAGUGUAUGAUAAUGCCUUUGCCAAGUUCUUGCAGUAUUGACAGGCCAGUAUGCAAUAUGCUCAACCUGUAGUCUUUUUCCUUUUUUUUACCUAAUAAUUCUCUUUCCUGCAGGAAAAGUGUUCUGUAUGUAUUUUAAAACAAGAAGCUCUCUGUGUCGUAUUACCAAAGUGAGGUUUGCUUUUUCUGAGCUGCAUUUUCAGUACACUACUGAUGAUUUAACUGAGGAGCC